UGGAAGAUGAGAUGAACAGAAAGCCGUCAGAGGACCUGCAGUGGGUGUUGAAGCUUCCACGACGCUUUGAAGAACUCAUGACUCGUCUUGGCAGUCCAUUGGCAGGUUUUCAUUCAGCCGCUUCCUCUGAUCACACAGAAAUUAGAGCAAAGCGACAAGAGGCAGCAAGAAGGAAAGAAACAAAGACAGAAAGGUGUUUUAGACAGAGGGAGUCAUGGACGCGCUGAGGACAGGUGUGUUUGUGCUGUUUCUGCUCCCAGCGCCUGUUUCCUGCUCAGUGUUUUCUGCUUUCUCUCAUCCGGUCAUCUGCUACUUCUUGGAUGCUUUUCUGCUGGUUUACUGCAUCGUUGCCACAGCGUUGUUCUUCAGAGAAAAGUUCUCUGAUCUUCCAUCUGAUGCCAAACCUGAAAGUAACGGUGACGUUUACCAGGAACUUGAGAGGCCGACGGAUGCAGAUCCCUACCAGGUGCUUGAGCCAUCAAGAAAAAAGAGAAAAGCUGGCAAGAAGAAACCCGGGUCCAACAGAGACCCCUACGAGUGUCUGACUCCCUCUGAAGCCCCUCCAGCUCUGCCUCGCCGCUGACGUCCUGAUGUGACAAACUCAGCUCCAGCAAUCAUUUAAGUCAUUUAGAAGGAAAAGAAAGGGUUCAUUCUGGAGCUUCAGCUUCUCACAUGUGAGACUGUGCCCUUAUACAGUAGAUAUCUUUGUUCUUUGUAAUGUUACGUUGAGUUUCUGCUGCACUGUGAUCAGCCGUUUCCACAGUUUUUGGUCACUUUUCAUUUUUGCAUUUAAACAUAAUGGAGUGGCUAACAUGCUAACGCUAUAGAAGUGACAUUUAGCAUUUUAAAUUAGCGCCCAGCUCAAGCUAACAUCUUUAGUAUCGCUACAAAUGUUUCUUUAUAUGAAUCCCAAUAAAGACAAAGCACAUGUGAAAACA
Molecule: messenger RNA, 938 nt
Organism: Acanthochromis polyacanthus (spiny chromis)
Lineage: Eukaryota; Metazoa; Chordata; Actinopteri; Pomacentridae
Gene: cd247l
Product: CD247 antigen like
Exons: 7
Coding region: 215-583 (122 amino acids)
Source: RefSeq, a predicted model, not a curated record